AUGUCAGGGCACGAGGGCUCUAUAAAGGAGGCCGACGCGGAGGUGCUUCCGCUCAUCAGCUCCAAAGUGGAUACGCUGCUAAUGCUUUGCGAGACAGAAAAUGAGCUGCGAAACUAUUCUCUAAAGUUCAAGUUGGAACAGGCUGUGGACAAGGCGGCUUUUCAAGCAAAGAGGGAGGAAGGUGAAGAGAUGAUUCACUUCCAGCGUAUCUUACAGCGGAUGGCUGACCUCGCUUUGAACGUUGCACCCCAUAUACUGCAGCGCACGAGGAAGCACCUCAAGAAUAAAUAUGCCUCUGAGAAAAGUGGUGGUUCCAGCGAGGCAGCAAACAACAGCGCAGGUCAUACGGAUGUGGAUAAUCUUCAACGGAACAGCAGUGUGGAAGAGUUCAGCGACGGCUCAGAGGCAUGGCUAGAGACGGGCGCAAGGAUUUCCUAUACCGCUGUGGAGCUCCUUUGUCUCAUUUUGGUAUCUCAUCCGCGACUGGUCAAGGCACUACAGGCGUACCUGUUUGAGUGCGAAGUUUUGACUUAUAUCACGGAUGCAUUGAGCAUUUCGCGAGAGCAUGAAAUCGCAUUUUUUCAAGAGGGAUACAGAACAGAGCAUAUUCGGCUAAUAGCAAAUUUGACGCAUGAUAAUGAAAAGGUGUGCUCUUCCGUUGUGGGCAAUUCUGCACUCCUCUCUGCUAUUCUGACGGGGACGCGGUUCGACGAGGAGAACCCUGGCAUGGUAGAGUGGGCAGAAUUCGCUAUCCGAAACCUUUGCUGCGGUUCAGGUGAGGCGCGUGAGAAAAUACGGUAUCUCACUCCCAUUGGCAUAUCUGAGGAAAGCAAGGAGCUGCUGUCUGGGAAGGUUGACUGCCAGUUGACCCCAGAGGGAAAGGUCGUCAUGGGCAGGCCAGACGCAACCUCAGAUAAGUUAUAA
Messenger RNA from Trypanosoma grayi, 924 nucleotides. RefSeq lists its product as hypothetical. NCBI's taxonomy places the organism in Eukaryota, Euglenozoa, Kinetoplastea, Trypanosomatida, Trypanosomatidae. Gene Ontology annotation, cellular component: cytosol. The transcript has a single exon. Bases 1 to 924 code for a protein of 307 amino acids. The record is from RefSeq and is a predicted model, not a curated record.